This is a messenger RNA of Haplochromis burtoni (Burton's mouthbrooder), 630 nucleotides long. Its product is annotated as histone H4. Gene Ontology annotation, molecular function: protein heterodimerization activity; DNA binding; structural constituent of chromatin. NCBI's taxonomy places the organism in Eukaryota, Metazoa, Chordata, Actinopteri, Cichliformes, Cichlidae. The transcript has a single exon. The record is from RefSeq and is a predicted model, not a curated record. Gene Ontology annotation, cellular component: nucleosome. The coding region runs from base 46 to 357 and encodes 103 amino acids. Gene Ontology annotation, biological process: nucleosome assembly.
UUUAACUUCAUUCGAUUUUGCUCGUUCAGAGAAGAAAUCAUAACCAUGAGUGGAAGAGGCAAAGGUGGCAAAGGACUCGGGAAAGGAGGCGCCAAGCGUCACCGUAAGGUGCUCCGCGAUAACAUCCAGGGUAUCACCAAACCCGCGAUCCGUCGUCUGGCUCGUCGUGGCGGAGUGAAGCGUAUCUCCGGUUUGAUCUACGAGGAGACCCGCGGAGUGCUGAAGGUGUUUUUGGAGAACGUCAUCCGUGAUGCUGUUACCUACACGGAGCACGCUAAGAGGAAGACUGUGACCGCCAUGGAUGUGGUGUAUGCUCUGAAGAGGCAGGGCCGCACUCUGUACGGCUUUGGCGGUUAAACUCAGUCGCCCUAAUCCAUCAAACGGCUCUUUUAAGAGCCACACACUUCUCUUUAAGAGCGUUGUUCUGCCAUCUUUGUUUUUGUUACUUUUUUACUGCCUUUUUGUGUUUUGUUUUGCACUCUGAAUAUCUUACACGCCAUUAGGUCAUGAGAAUUGUCAGGAAAUAUUGUACUGCAUGAUAGUUCCACUGGUGCACCUGAGGGAGACACCCGCCCAUGUUGAUGUGCGAGCAUUAGUCAUGGGAUUUCCGUCUCUUGUUAGAGACCCGGC